CGGCAGAUUCCACCUCAAUUCAUUACAACACGUGGAAAAUGUCCAGGAUCAUCUACCUUUGGACAUCAAAAGGACAUAACUCUAGUCUCCUACAUUCCAAAGAAAAAUAAAGUUGUCUUAUUGAUGUCCAGUCUACAUCAUGACGAAAAAAUUGAUGAGUCUACAGGUGACAAAAGGAAACCAGACAUCAUAUCCUUUUACAAUCACACCAAGAGUGGAGUGGAUGUAGUGGACAAUCUUUCUGCGUCAUACAACGUGAGUAGAAACACAAAACGAUGGCCAUUGACUAUCUUUUUUGCAAUGCUAAAUAUAUCGGAAAUAAACGCAAACAUAAUAUACCGGGCUAAUAAUGAUGAUACACGCAUGAAAAGAAGACAUUUCCUAAAAAAUCUGGGACUCGCCAUGGUGCAGGAACAUUUACAAGUGCGACGAGCUCGAGUGAAUUUACCACGUCAACUGCGCAAAAGAAUCGCACAAUUCACAGGUGAAACCACAGAUGAACCACCUCGAAAGAUUCUAGGCGUUCGCAAGAGAUGCCAAAUAUGUCCGUCCAAAAAAGAUAAGAAGACAAGUCAUACCUGUCAUGAAUGUCAAAUUUAUAUAUGCCCUGAUCAUUUUAUUACCUACUGCAAUAAUUGUAGUAGUUCGAUGUCAGUAAAUGAGGAAAUAGAAGACUGA
Messenger RNA from Ctenocephalides felis (cat flea), 678 nucleotides. RefSeq lists its product as uncharacterized. Lineage: Eukaryota; Metazoa; Arthropoda; Insecta; Siphonaptera; Pulicidae. The record is from RefSeq and is a predicted model, not a curated record. The annotation marks the transcript as partial. The transcript has a single exon.